Messenger RNA from Quercus robur (English oak), 3195 nucleotides. RefSeq lists its product as uncharacterized. The record is from RefSeq and is a predicted model, not a curated record. Gene Ontology annotation, molecular function: RNA-DNA hybrid ribonuclease activity; nucleic acid binding. Lineage: Eukaryota; Viridiplantae; Streptophyta; Magnoliopsida; Fagales; Fagaceae. The coding region runs from base 1 to 3195 and encodes 1064 amino acids. The transcript is spliced from 3 exons.
AUGAAGUUAGGACGAGACUGUCUUCAUCCGGUGAAUUCUCCGUUAGUAGGUUUUGGUGGGAUGAAGGUGCAGCCCGUGGGUACUGUUACAUUACCAGUGGUAGUUGGGGCAUAUCCACAGCAAGUCACCAAGGACGUGAGUUUCCUGGUAGUAGACUGUUCGUCCUCCUAUAAUGCCAUAAUUGGGAGGCCAACUUUGAAUAGUUGGAAAGCAGUUACGUCCACCUACCACCUAUCAGUCAAGUUCCCAACAGACUAUGGAGUAGGGCAGGUGCAAGGAGAUCAACUGGCUGCGAGAGAGUGUUACUUGGCUAUGUUGGCCACGGACGAGCAAGUGCAGACCAUGACUAUUGAAGAAAAAAGGGUCGUGGUGGAACCUAUUGAAGUGUUGGAAGAUGUUCCCUUAGACGAAAGGAACCCUGAGAGAUGUACCAGGGUGGGGGCAGAUCUAGAAGGAGGAAUUAAAGAAAACCUUGUCCAGUUUUUGAGGAAGAAUGUAGAUGUGUUUGCUUGGAGUCAUGAGGAUAUGCCUGGAAUAGAUCCUAAUGUCAUCACCCAUCGCCUGAAUGUAUGUCUAUCCUCGAAGCCAAUACGACAAAAGAAAAGGGUGUUUGCUCCUGAGAGAGAAAACGCUAUUAAAGACGAGGUUCAAAAAUUGAUUGCAGCGAAGUUUAUCAGAGAGGUGUACUAUCCGGAUUGGUUGGCCAACGUAGUAAUGGUCAAAAAGGCGAACGGAUACAACCAGAUACGGAUGGACGAGGUUGACCAGGAGAAGACCUCAUUUGUUACUAGUCAGGGCUUGUUCUGUUAUGAAGUAAUGCCCUUCGGAUUGAAAAACGCUGGAGCAACGUAUCAACGACUGGUAAAUCACAUGUUCCGCCCCCAGAUUGGGCAAAAUGUCGAAGUGUAUGUGGAUGAUAUGUUAGUGAAAAGUUUGGAAGAGGCUAAGCAUUUAGACGACUUGCAAGAAACCUUCAACACACUCAGGCGAUACAGUAUGAAGUUGAACCCCAGUAAAUGUGCUUUCGGAGUGGCUUCGGGAAAAUUUCUUGGAUUCAUGGUCUCACACAGGGGGAUCGAGGCCAAUCCAGAAAAGAUCAAGGCAAUCCUAGAAAUGAAGCCUCCACAGACUAUUAAAGAAGUUCAAUCUCUCACCGGGCGAGUUGCCGCCCUCAACAGGUUUGUCUCCAAAGCUACUGACAAGUGUUUGCCAUUUUUCAAGGUUCUAAAGAAAGCAUUCGAAUGGACGGAUGAGUGCCAAAGAGCCUUCCAAGAUUUGAAGACGUAUCUUGUCAUGCCCCCGCUGCUAAGUCCGUCCGUGGCAGGAGAGGAACUGUUCUUGUACUUGGCGGUGACCCCGCAUGCUGUGAGCUCAACACUGAUAAGGGAGGAAGCAAAAAUACAAAAGCCAGUGUAUUACACCAGUAGGGCAUUGAGGGGGGCGGAAGGGCGAUAUCCGCUAAUAGAAAAGCUGGCCUUCGCGCUCAUCACGGCUUCCAAGAAGUUAAGACAUUACUUCCAAGCCCAUGUAAUCAAUGUUAUGAUAGAUCACCCACUUAAGAAAGCUAUGAACAAGUUGGAAGCCGCAGGACGUCUGAUCCAAUGGGCGGUCGAACUUAGCGAGUUUGAUAUCCGAUACCAACCAAGACAUGCUAUUAAGGCUCAAGCCCUGGCAGACUUUAUUGCGGAGUUCACUCCAAGAUGCAACGAUGAAGUGCAGGAGGAUAAAAAUUGGGUGGUCCAUGUAGAUGGCUCGUCCACACAGCAUACAGGAGGAAUAGGGGUAGUUUUGCAAUCCCCUGAAGGAGACAAGUUGAAGCAUAGAGUCCGUCUGCAAUAUCGACCAACUAACAAUGAGGUGGAGUAUGAAGCUCUGCUUAAAGGGCUAGAAUUGGCUAAGUCUGUAGAAGCGGAGUCAGUUCUCGUCCUGGGAGACUCUUCGCUAGUAAUGGGCCAAAUAAAUGGGACAUAUGAGGCGAAAGAAGAGCGAAUGAAAAAGUACUUGGAAAGGGUAUUACAGUUUGUGAAAAAAUUCAAGAAAACUAACUUCAUUCAAAUCCCGAGGGAAGAGAAUGUGGAAGCAGAUACCUUAGCGAAGGAAGCCUCAGCAACCGGAACAACCGACCAGUAUGAUGAAAUUCAGUACGUCCCGAGUGUAGAUCUCCCGGAAGUGCAGCAAAUAGGGAAUGAAGAAAAUUGGAUGACACCAAUCGUCUCGUAUCUAAAGGACGGGAGACUUCUGGAAGCAAGAGACGAAGCUAAGAAACUCAGGAUAAAAGCAGCCAGGUAUGUCCUUAUGGACGAAGUUCUUUACAAGAGGGGCUUUUCUCAACCUUAUCUCAGGUGUCUGGCCCCAGACGAGGCGAACUACGUGCUGAGGGAAGUCCAUGAAGGAACCUAUGGAAACCAUUCAGGAGCCAGGUCGCUCAUCCACAAAGUCGUCCGUGCAGGGUACUAUUGGCCAACUGUUCAAGUGGAUGCCAAAGCUUAUGUCAAGGCAUGCGACAAAUGCCAGCGAUUCAGUAAUGUCCCCAGACAACCAUCCGAGUAUCUCACUCCAAUGAUGGCCCCGUGGCCCUUUGCUCAAUGGGGCCUAGAUAUCCUGGGUCCAUUUCCACUUGGAACUAGACAGAUGAAAUUCUUGGUGGUAGGGAUUGACUAUUUCACUAAGUGGGUGGAAGCAGAACCAUUGGCACACAUUACACAGCAGAAUGUAAAGAACUUCGUCUGGAAGAAUAUAGUGUGCAGGACGAUAGUGAGGACCCCUACAGGGGAGACCCCUUUUAAACUAGCCUAUGGAAGUGAAGCAGUUAUACCUGCGGAAGUGCACAUGGCUAACCAUAGGGUGAUGUCAUAUGAGGAGAAGGAUAACGAGGAGCAACUCCGCUUGAACCUCGAUCUUAUAGACGAAGUAAGGACAGAAGCAGAGCACAGGGCAGCGAAGUACAAGAACCUCAUGGCUAGGCAAUAUGAUGCAAGGGUGAAACCAAGACGUUUCAACAUAGGAGAUCUUGUCCUGAGGAAGGUCUCUUUAGCAACCAAGAACUCAGCUCAUGGGAAAUUGGGCCCCAAUUGGGAAGGACCCUAUAGAGUCAUCAACUUCAAAAGACAAGGAUCCUAUUACCUGGAGGCCCUGGACGGGAGAAAGCUAGAACAUCCUUGGAACGUGGAGCACCUGAGGAGGUACUACCAGUAG